AUGCUAGAGUCAACCGGCCUUGACGGCGUUGUGAAUACUUUCCCUCUCCUGGUUCGAGCUAUCCGUGAUGCCAUUGGUGACGACAAGAUUCUCUCGAUCGCAACUCCAGGACUCAAGCGCGAUAUGAUUGGAUACACUGCUGAAAAUGGCCCUACGGUUUUCGGCGCCGUCGACAUGGUCAAUAUCAUGAGCUAUGAUUUGAUGAAUCGACGUGACAACGUUACCAAACAUCAUACAAGCAUUAAAGACUUAUUGGAAACAGUCAAUAACUAUCUUGACAUUGGCAUGAACGCAACAAAGGGAAACCUAGGUAUUGCAUUUUAUGCCAAAUACUUCACUACCGACCCAUCCUCUGAUUGUGCUACUAACCCAGUCGGCUGCGCUAUGGUGGAACUUGAGGAUGCUAAUGGUCAAGACACCGGCAAGUCUGGUGCGGUGACCUUCGAGACUAGUCCUGAGGUUUCAAGCUUCUCCAUUACAUCGUCAUGGAGCAGAGCCAAAGCUAACGGUAUAACCGAUGAAGACGCUGGUAGACAGUAUUAUUGGGACAGUGAUGCGCAGCUAUUUUGGACUUGGGACACUCCAGAUUUGAUCACUCAAAAAUUUGCCGAUAUUAUUGCCGCGACAGGUUUGGGAGGUGCCAUGGCAUGGAGCUUGGGUGAAGAUAGUCUUGAUUGGAGCGAGCCUAAGGCGAUCAACUCUGGUGUUGCAGCCGCACCGUAA
Messenger RNA from Talaromyces stipitatus ATCC 10500, 723 nucleotides. Its product is annotated as chitinase, putative. The record is from RefSeq and is a predicted model, not a curated record. Gene Ontology annotation, biological process: chitin catabolic process; carbohydrate metabolic process. NCBI's taxonomy places the organism in Eukaryota, Fungi, Ascomycota, Eurotiomycetes, Eurotiales, Trichocomaceae. Gene Ontology annotation, cellular component: extracellular region. Gene Ontology annotation, molecular function: chitin binding; chitinase activity. The transcript has 2 exons. The coding region runs from base 1 to 723 and encodes 240 amino acids.